Messenger RNA from Oncorhynchus gorbuscha (pink salmon), 1112 nucleotides. RefSeq names its product complement C1q-like protein 4. The record is from RefSeq and is a predicted model, not a curated record. NCBI's taxonomy places the organism in Eukaryota, Metazoa, Chordata, Actinopteri, Salmoniformes, Salmonidae. Gene Ontology annotation, molecular function: protein binding. The transcript has 5 exons. The coding region runs from base 90 to 734 and encodes 214 amino acids.
CUAUAAGAGCUAAGGAGAGUGUGAGCCGUGUUACAUUCUUCCUCUUCUCUCUGCGACCCUGUUGAUCACACACACAGAGGCGAGCGAUAAUGGCACCCUGCAGCCUUCCACUGCUGGCCGUGGCCUGCCUGUCUCUGUUGGUCACAGCUCAGCCCACCUGGGGGGACCAGGACAUCCCCUCCAUGUUCAGAGAGAUCAUGGACACUGUGGCAGAGCUGAAGGUCAAGUCUGACCUAACAGCCAGCGUGCUCGCUAUGAAAGAGAGAAUGGAAUCCAUGGAGAAAGAGCUGCAGGCACUGAAAGACAUUCCUAAGGUGGCGUUCGCAGCAUCACUGGGAGGCAAUGGACUCCAAAAGGCAGGAGACUUUAACAAAAAGCUGGUCUACAGAGAGGUCUUGACAAAUGUUGGUGGUGCAUACAACGUAGAGACAGGUGAAUUCACGGCUCCGGUUCGUGGAGUCUACUACAUCCGGUUCACGGCCAACGCUCCUACGGACGUCACCUUGAGCUCCAUGCUGUAUAAGAACGGCGCCAAAGUCAUUCUGGCCGCUCACGAGAGUCCGUCCGGCGAGGGCAGCGACACGGCGUCUAACGGAGCCACUCUGCUGCUGGAGGAGGGAGACAGUCUGCAAAUGAUGCUGUGGGCCAACACCCAGGUCUGGGACAACGCCAACCACCACAGCACCUUCAGCGGCUUCCUCCUCUUCCCCAUGCCACAGCAGCUGAAGCAAUAAGUUACAUCCCUCCUCUUCCCCAUGCCACAGCAGCUGAAGCAAUAGGUCUAUAUCCCUCUUCCCCAUGACACAGCAACCAGAGACAGACCUACAUCCCUCCUCUUCCCCAUGCUACAGCAGCUGAAGCAAUAGGUCUAUAUCCCUCUUCCCCAUGACACAGCAACCAGACAGACCUACAUCCCUCCUCUUCCCCAUGACACAGCAACCAGAGACAGACCUACAUCCCUCCUCUUCCCAUGCCACAGCAGCUGAAGCAAUAGGUCUAUAUCCCUCUUCCCCAUGACACAGCAACCAGAGACAGAGGUGUACAUACACAGUAGCAUUGUUUUCAACUGUUGUUAAAUCAUUGACUGAAUUAAAAAUAACAUUGAGGUGAAA